UCGAACCGUAACCUAUCGUCCACCAUAGAAAAGCUAUUAUGAGACGAUACCGCUGACCAUGCGUGGUGCUGCUGACUAUACGAUCCCACAAGAAAGGCCCAUGGCUUACUACAUCUAGGAAUCCAUGGACUUUACUAAUGGGUGAGCGUCACUCUCGAGCAAUAUGAGACACUCGCACCCAUGAUAUAGUACCAGUAUCAAAAACACCUGGUCUUGUAUUAACUCACAUCCUCACUUCUCGCCAACCCCAACUUAUCCUCCCAACAAGUACAUGAUAAGAGUUUGACUGAUUAGCCAUGGUCUCAAGUUUUCGCGCUCUCUACAUUUCCGAGAUUCUUUCAGAAAUCACAUCCCAGCUAGAGGAUGAUAGGCAGUCCCUUUCAUGUCUUGCACGUUGUUGCAAGGCAUUCUCAGACCAAGCUUUGGAUAUCCUGUGGAAACGGAUGAGCCUUUUCUGUCCUUUCAUUCCCCUUCUGCCCCCAAAAGUUUUAACACUUUGGGUGGAAUACCAGUUCAGCGCAGAGAGUAUCGCAGGCUUUCAAUGUCCCCCUAUGCAUGAGUGGCGAGCGUUUGAUGCUUAUGCUAGGCGUGUGCGGAUUUUAUACAGCGGCGCCUCGCACUUCCUCGCAGGUGUGGCCACCAUCCGAGCAGACUUUAACGUCUUCCCCUUCCUUCGAUCCAUAACGAUGCAGCUUCAGGAACCUAUACAGCCCGGGAUCCGGCUGUUUCCCGAAACACUACAAAGGUUGCAAAUUUCGGGCCCCGCAUACAUCAACUGCAAAGAUUCCUGUAUCCAAACUGCUCUUGCGCACGCAGCGCGCGAUGCACCCUUCCUGAAACAUCUGCACGUCGAAGACUACAGCUACAACAGUGACCGCCUGGACACGCCACCCCUGCAUUUCAAACACUUGCGAAGCGCCGAGAUAUCCUCAUUCAUCAGCUCUAAUGUCCUUGGAUCAUUAUGUCGUGUGCUUUCGCAAUCACCCGUGAUCGAGCUCAAGAUCGAGCUUCCUCCUACUAGCUGUAUAUGGGAUACUCCACAAUCCCUCUUUCCACAUCUGGAGAAGCUGGAGAUAGGCGGCACCCCUGCGCUUGCGGAAGCCUUCAUCACGAAUGUUUCUAGUCCGUGUGUCCGCUCGCUGACUGUCAAGCACAGUCGUGGGCCCGCACGACUGACAGACUGCAGCCGGUUAUUCUCUACCAUCGUAAAGAAGUACAGCUCAUCACUGCAGUCGCUAUCUCUCACAAUCAGCCGCUCGCCAGUACUCCAUAAUCACGAUGGCGUGGCGCAUGAUAUAAUGGAUGCGCUGUUCCCUUUGAUGCCGAACUUCGAGCACUUGGAGGAACUUCAUUUAUCAUUGCCCAGUGCAACUCAAGUUGACGACUACCCUGCUGUUGAAGUGUCUGGUUGGCCAGCUCUGAGGCGGGUGGAGUUCAUGGCCACAUGAUGAUUCACAGAAUGAUCACGAGAGGCCUGAAAGCUGGUUUUCUUUCAAUAGUGAAAUGGCCGGACCAUAGAAAUGUUUUGAUCACAUGUAUUUGUAUCUG
Molecule: messenger RNA, 1548 nt
Organism: Suillus plorans
Lineage: Eukaryota; Fungi; Basidiomycota; Agaricomycetes; Boletales; Suillaceae
Exons: 3
Coding region: 297-1448 (383 amino acids)
Source: RefSeq, a predicted model, not a curated record